AUGGCUACAACCUCAAAUAUAAUUAGUACUAAAGCGGUAGCUCCGAGAGGGAAAGGAAAACAACGCAAGCAAUUUUUGGAGAAGAACGACGCUCUUGCGUUGGCUGCCUCAAUAGCCGAUACUCAAGAGAAAAUAUCCAUUACGAAAGCGGAAAGGCACCACAAACCCAGGGAUGAAUCACUGGCUAAACAGGAACGAAAGCAUUCAAUGAGUACUAAAGCAAAAUUAAAAGAGACCAAGGCGGCUUUGAAAGCCAAACAAGUCAACGCGAAAAGAGAAAGAGCAAAGUCACGGAAAGAGCGAUUGAAACCGAAAGUUGAUGUUGAUGUGGGCGUAAACAAGCAUGCAUCUGGCAAGGUCCGCAAAACAGUGUCAUUUGCCUGA
Messenger RNA from Psilocybe cubensis, 384 nucleotides. RefSeq lists its product as uncharacterized. The transcript is spliced from 4 exons. Lineage: Eukaryota; Fungi; Basidiomycota; Agaricomycetes; Agaricales; Agrocybaceae. The record is from RefSeq and is a predicted model, not a curated record. Bases 1 to 384 code for a protein of 127 amino acids.